AUGAAUACCUCUGACCAUGGGGAAAACUCAGAUGGCGAAAUGCUUGAGAGAGGUAAGUACAAACCAUUUAAUAUUCCACUGUUAUUGCAACUAUUCACUUCCAAACUGUUUGGAUUUAGCAACAGCUAAAGUGGGGAAAUCUAAUCAAGCUGUAUAUUGGAAAUAACAUAACAUUGAUUUGAAAUGUUUGUUUUCUGCAGAGCGAGAACCCAUUCAAGACAUCAAGACAGAGACAGAUGAAUGUACUAUUAGUGAGAAAACUGAAGGACCCCGAAGAUGGUACCUUGGAACUAGUGAGGCCACCAGGAAACGUACUGCCAAGGACAUGGGCUGUGACGCUCACAAUUCUGAAUUGCAGCGGUCUAACAGCAGCAAAAGAGUCAGGGUCUCUAGUGAGGUAAAUUAAUGAAAUGGCUUAAUCAAUGAUUAUGGCUAACUGAACUUGGUAAAUAGACAAAUGUCAUCAAAUAGACAUAGGCCUAUCUAUUUAUUUAGCUUGCUUAUUCCAGUUUUUAUUUACAUGACAUUGAAAAGACAAAUAGUUUUUUUAUUUGAGAUAAGAAAUGCAUGUUGUUGUUGUCUCUGUGUAGGCAGGCCGGCGCUUGCUGAGGAGAUUGUCUGAAGAGUCCACGAGGCCUCAACCCCUCUGCCUGACAUCUGCGGAGAAGGACCCUGCCCAGGAGAAGACUAUAGCCUCUUACAGGAAGCCUCUCUACAGCAUCUCUCACAGAAUCACAGAGAAGAAGCACACAUCAAGCCUGGACCAGCAGGCUCAGCAUGAGGGAGGAGUGCGGCUAAGCUAUAGCAAUCUCUUAUCCCCUCAACUGGUCAAUACAGGGGAGCACAGCCAAAGUGAACCCCUCUCUGCCCUGGGGACGGCAGGGUCCAUGUCUUCAACAGACUCUAAUCUAUACUCCCUCAUCGAGAAGAUGUUUUUCAUCCUCAAUACGCUCAACUCAAGCAUGACCCAACUGCACAGCAAGGUGGAUCUACUUUCCCUGGAAGUCACUCGCAUCAAAAAACAGAUCAAACCCUCAGAGAUGGCAACUGAGUUCCAGCCUCCGCCAGAAUACCUGUUGACAAGUGAGGAGCUGAGUCAACUGAUGGAGCAGACAUCAAAUGCUGGGGAGUUGGGUUGUCGACUGCUAGUACACCUCUUCCCAGAACUUUUUAAAGCCAAGGAGUGCACUCCUGGUAGUAUUGCCAACAAGAGAACAUUGGAUUCCCUACAGCUGCAGCUAAUACGCAACUAUGUGAAGGUGUGUUUUCCUCUGGUAAAGAACAACAACAUUUGGCAGGAUGAAUGCCUAUUACAGAUUAAUAACUUCUUUAACCGCUUCUGGGCUCAGAAGGAUAUGGAGAGCGGGCCACAGUCAUGUGGUAGACACACUAUUAUAGGCUUAGGUUUAAAAGCUGAGCGGAACCAGCCCUGCCAUUUUAUAAAUGAGGGGCAAGAAGUGCACCUUGAGUUACACUCCAAUAGUGACCACACCAACAAUAAAGUAGUAGUGCCAGACCUUGUGUUUGACACUCAGGAGCUUGGAGAGGAUCUUGAUGAGCUCUCCUCCCCUGAAGAUUUUAUGUUUCUUGUAAACAGACUUUUCCCAGAGGUUUUUGAGCAGGGGAAAUUGCCAGAGGGUAGUGUGGGAAAGAUGAUCCUGGACUCGGACAGGAUAGAGAUUAUCCGUAAAUACAUGGAAGCAAAUUUUCCUGACGUCCCAGAGGAUAGUUGGCUGCAGGUGUGUGUGCAGCGCAUAGAAGAUGCAAUAGAGGGUUAUCACAGUAACGGCAAUGGCAGUGAGCCUGAGAACAUGAAUGAUGAGAGCUAUGACUCCACAGGCCUCCCUGAUGAUGUCUCUAUCAUCAAGAUCAGUGACUUGUGUGACUACGAGAGACCAGGUCGUAGGUCAAAAAAGUCCUUGCUUGUGCCAGUCGAUUUUGAACAACUUGAGAUCCCCCUACCAGAUCUGAGUGUGCCUCAAGAGUAUCUGCUCUCUAGGGAGCAACUGAGGAACAACUAUGAAUGUAGCUUGUCAAUUGGGAACUUUGCCUCUCGCCUCUUAGUACUUAUUUUCCCUGAGCUCUUCACCUACGAGAACACACGGAAGCAUUACAACUGUAGUGGCUCUCUCGGGAAGAAGCAGCUUGAUCCUGUACGGGUCAACCUUAUUCGCCACUACGUACAGCUACUAUAUCCACAGGCCAAGAAUGACAGAGUGUGGACCCUGGAAUUUGUGGGUAAACUGGACGAGCUGUGCAGGCGACGAGACACGGAACAACGGCGGUCAUACCAGCAGCAACCCAAAGUCUAUGCUCCUGAGUUGGAGCAAGAGCCUGUGGACUUUGUGGCUGCUUGCCAAGUGAACCAGCUCAAAACAGAGCACUUGAAAGAGGACUUUGAGAUCCCUCCACUACCCCCUGAAAAAAGUAGCAAAGACUUCUGCAUGAUCCCCCUGGAGGAAUUGACGGUGUCGAUUCCAGACUUCACAGUGCCUUUGGUCUACUUGCUCUCAGACACUGAGGUGCGAGAGAUUGUCCAGCAGAGCCUUUCUGUGGGAAACUUUGCCGCCCGCCUACUGGUGCGCCUCUUCCCUGAGCUCUUCACUCAGGAGAACCUGCGGCUUCAGUAUAACCACUCGGGCGCCUGCAAUAAGAAGCAGCUGGAUCCUGUGCGUCUCAGGCUCAUCCGCCACUAUGUAGAAGCCGUGUACCCAGUUGAGAAGAUGGAGGAGGUCUGGCAUUAUGAAUGUGUGCCAAGCAUAGAUGAGCGAUGCCGGCGGCCCAACCGCAAGAAGUGUGACAUACUGAAGAAGGCCAAGAGAUCAAAUACUGUGUCCUAG
Coregonus sp. 'balchen' is the source of this 2840-nucleotide messenger RNA. Lineage: Eukaryota; Metazoa; Chordata; Actinopteri; Salmoniformes; Salmonidae. The record is from the annotation of a GenBank genome assembly.